Molecule: messenger RNA, 1119 nt
Organism: Acytostelium subglobosum LB1
Lineage: Eukaryota; Evosea; Eumycetozoa; Acytosteliales; Acytosteliaceae
Exons: 1
Coding region: 1-1119 (372 amino acids)
Molecular function (GO): protein binding
Source: RefSeq, a predicted model, not a curated record
AUGUCAAUGAUCAGCCGACUCUCAGAACAUAUCCACUCAGUACCAUACAUUGAUGUAUCAGACUUACAGGAUUACUCUGUCAAUACCAACAUUGCCAAGCUAAGUGGUAUCAAAAAGUUGAUAGAGUCUUGCUUCAUACUCAUUUCUGGUACUAGCCCAACAUCGACAACUGGUGACUCUGUCUCUGGCUCCAACAACAACACCUCCACAACCUCCAACAACAACAACAACAACAACAAAGUUAUACAGUACACUGCCUCCAGUGUCAUGUUACCACCUAUGGAUCAUGAGUAUAAUGGCCACAUCAUGUCUUUGGACGGCGACAAGUGUUCAUUGUUAUCACUGGCCACAUCCAAGUGGACAUCGAUCCAGGAUGUAAUCAAACGACCAUAUAACUAUGUACCAACAUCGGUAGUAUACGCUCGUGGUGAUGUAUAUGUAUUUGGCGGCCCCGAUGCACCAAACACAUACUCACGCUUCUCCCUUGCCGAGAAACAAUGUUAUGAUGAUGACAUCUUUGGUAUCAUUGGCUGCACGUUUGCAUCGGCAUGCUUUGAUGGCAACAGGCUUAUCUAUCUGGUGGGCGGCAAUCAUCAGGGCCAUAAGUCUGAUCGCGUCGACUGCUUCAACAUUGACACGCAACAGUUCUCGUCAGUGGGCACGCUGCCUCAUGGUCUGGCAUUCCCCUGCAUCUACUACCACAACAAUGCCAUCAUUGUAGUUGGUGGAGAGAAGGCUGGUGGUGGAGGCGGAGGCAGCCACACAGAGGUACUUCUAUUCAAUGUCCGCACACAUGUAACCGAUGUGCUCAUCAAGGACAUUAGCAUAAGCCAGUAUGACUUUAGUUGCUUUGAUGGCGAGGACAACAUAUACGUUCACGCAAAGGACGGCUUCAUGCGCUAUACACUGUCGACCAAGCAACCAACCAAACUGUCACGCUGUCCAACCUAUGGUCAGCUUCGCCAGAUGGUGUAUGAUCGGUCUGUUGGCAUCAUCUGUCUCGGUGGCAAGGGCAACAACUAUCGAUACACCACUCAAGAUGAUCAUUGGACACGUCUCAACGAUGAUGAUCCCGUUGCCAAUCGUACAUGGUACGGUGCUUGUUUGAUUCGUGAUUAA